Messenger RNA from Sycon ciliatum, 1594 nucleotides. Its product is annotated as transgelin-3-like. The record is from RefSeq and is a predicted model, not a curated record. The coding region runs from base 446 to 1072 and encodes 208 amino acids. Gene Ontology annotation, molecular function: actin filament binding. Gene Ontology annotation, biological process: actin filament organization. Gene Ontology annotation, cellular component: actin cytoskeleton. The transcript has 3 exons. Lineage: Eukaryota; Metazoa; Porifera; Calcarea; Leucosolenida; Sycettidae.
CACGCGCCUCGCUGUGAACCCUGUUCUUCUUCCCGGUGGUAUCGGGCGCACCGCACACCUUCUAACCUAUUUAUCGCGUUCGCAAUCUAUCGAUGCUCGUCGGGAGUGUCCUGGCCUGAUUGUACAGGGCCUCUGCAGCCGCAUCUUCCACGGGUCAUUGGCGAGACGACUGACACAACGAGCAAGGAACGACAUGGCCGCCACGGUAACGAACAAGAUAGGACUGUCCCUUAGCGCUGUACUGGUGUAUUGACAGCCCUAGCCCCAGCUUUGCCGAGCCUGAUGUCGCAGCGAAGCCGCACGCAAUUUUCCGCUUGUGGUUCACGAGGUCAAUUUGCAGCACAGGGCCUACAAAAAGGCAGCGCUCUUUCUGAACUAGUCAGACUCUGCUUUCUUAUCUAAAGGCAAACAGGUGUGUUUUUCUCGACCUUAAUCUACCAAAACCAUGUCGAACUUCCGUGCAUCCAAAUCUGGUCUUGCUGCCGAUAUCGAGAAGAAGCUCGAGGCAAAGCUGGACGAGCUGGAGGAGGAGGGUGUUCCACAAGCCAUCGUUGACUGGAUUAACGCUGUGCUCGACGAUCAAGCGGACGUGUGUGAAAGUGCCCACUGGAAGGACAUCCAUGAGUUUUUGAAGGACGGAUCACGUCUCUGCCGUGUCAUGAACGCUGUCGGCGAUUCAGAAGACGGCAUUCCGCAGAUCAAGUGUAGCAGGAACCAAUCUGCCUUCUUCUGUAUGGACAACAUUGGCAAGUUCCUGAAAACGGCGGAGGCUUACGGUGUGAAGAGGAAUGACCUUUUCCAGACAAGCGACCUGUACGAGGGAGUGAAGGGACCGUUUGUGAACGUUCUCACCAUGCUGCAUGCACUGGGCCUGGUCAGCAAGUCCAAGUAUUACCUACCAGAGUACUGCGGACGAGGAGCACUGGCCCAGGAGAACAAGAGAGGCUUCACGGAUGACGAGAUCCGUGCCCAGUCCGCCUCGGUCUUGCCCAAGCAGUCGGCUGCUUCGCACGGACUGGCAUCACAGGCUGGUAUGAGAGCACCUGGUACUGGUCGCCACAUCGCCGACUAAACACCCCGGGAACGCAGCAUGCCAUGAACUAUUGUACAAACACUAAUAAUCAAUCAGCGGCACCAACAAAUUCCGCUUGAGCAGAUGCAGUCUGAAAAGAUAAUGAAUGAGACUGAUUUAUUCUAGACCUGUGUGCAAGAUGGAAGAUGUACAGUCAUGUGACCUAUGUUCACGUACAUGUAUGUACAAACUGAUCGUAGAUUAGCUCUGAGACGCCAAGUACAUAGAAGUACUUAUCUACAUGUACAUGACAUUGUACAUGACUGUAUGGCUGGGAAUAGAAGUGAUUGAUUUCCUUUCAACCCAUCAUAUGACUAUGCUUCACACUGAAAAUAAUUAUAAUGAUUCAACAAGAAUACAAUGUACAUACAUACUAUUAUGAACAUUUUGCCGCGUGCAUUCUCUCUUCCCCCCCCCCCCCCCCCCUCUCUCACUGGUGCUGUGGCCUGGAACGCCACAAGUGCUGUACAGUUGUAUCCCACUUUACUUCGUAUGGAGGUGCAAGACGCAUAGACUGAUGUA